AUGGAUAAUCAUAUGACAAGGAUCUUGAAGCUUAUCAAGAAUGAAGAUCGAGGGAGAAAAGGUAGGAAGCGUAAGGACCCAAAAAAGGAGUCAGAACUUGUCGGACUCAUUGAGGACUUUUACACACAGUACCAAUCACUCUAUGCCAUGUUUGAUCAUCUGAGAAGAGAGUCAGGUAACGUUGGUCGUGGCCGAAAUGAAAAUGAAGUUUCUUUCUCCAAUUCAAGCUCAGACUCGGAAUAUUUUUCCUCAGAGGAAUUUGACAGCAGCAAUGGCAGAGUAGAAAAUGAGCAUAAGGAGGAGCCGGAGAGAAUUAGAAAAGAACUUGAAACAGCUGAAUUCGAAAUUACUGAUCUGAAGCAUAAAUUGGCCUCUACAAGUCAAGAAAAGGAAGCAUUAAAUUCAGACUAUAUGGCCGCCUUUAGCAAGAUUCAAGAAGCUGAAAUUAUCAACAAAAAUGAGAGGAUUGAAGCGGAUAAGAGAGAAAAGGAACUUUUGGCUAUUAUAAAGGCACGUGAAAUUCAUGGGAAUCAAGCCUCAGCUCGGAUAAAGGAUUUAAAGAGCCAGUUAACUGGCUUGAAAGUUGAAGUGAAAUCCUUGUGUGGCCAGAAAAGAGAUAUGGAAGCACAGAUUGAAAGCAAAGCAACUGAAGCUAAACAAGAAAAGGAGAAAAAUACUGGGCUGCAUGCCUGGAUUUCAGAACUUGAAUUGUCAUUAAAAGAAAAAGACUACAAAGUAUCUAGUCUCCAGGAGAAACUCAAAGAUAAUGAGGAAUAUUCAAUGUCUAAAAUUGCUGACAUAAUGGCUCAGGCUAGCAAUUUGCGACAGGAAGCAAAUUCUUUUCAUGCUCAAAAAGCUGAACUGGAAGAAAAGAAUCAAAAAAUGGUAUGCGAAAGAAAUGGAGCAUUGGCUCAAGUCAAGGGCUUAAUGGAUCAGGUCACUGCAAUGCAGAUGGAAUUGGAGACCCUACACAACCAGAAAUCUGAAUCAGAUCAGCAAAUGGAGAAAGAAAACAAAGAAACAUCCAAAUACCCGGUCGUUAUUGAAACCCUGAAAGAUGAAUUAGCAAAAAUGAGCAUGGCUGAAAAGAGAACGAUGGAUGAGAAAGAAGGUUUUCGCAUACAGGUGAAGGACUUGGAACUGGAAGUGGAGUCUCUACAGAACCAGAAAAACGAAUUGGAAGAGCUUAUAAAGAGUAAAGUUUGCGAGACAAAUCAGUUGGAGGAGGAUAAGGAGGGGCUGCAUGCUAGAAAUCUUGAACUAGAGAGAGCAUUGACAGAGAAGGAGGAUAAGCUUUCUGCUCUUCAAAAGAAAUAUGAAAUUAAAGAGAACGAAGCUUCUACUCAAGUUAUGAACUUAGCACAGGUUAAUAUGCUACAAGAUUCGGAUUCCUUGUUGAACAAGAAAAGCCAGUUGGAGCCACAAAUUGAGAGAGAGAAACAAGGAUCAUCCAAAAGGCCAAGUCAAGUAAGUCAAAACAUCAAGUUGAAAAGAAAGAUUGCAGAUGGGCAAAGAAUUGUGAAGAAUAGCACUAUAAACAAGACUAAUGGAGAGCAUAGAAAAGCUAAAUUUUGGUUGCAAAAAAACAGGUUAUUUCUACAAGCUGCAGAAAGGAAGAUGGAAGAAUUGGCAGAAGCGUUCUGCAAGAAUCUUGAUGAUAAAAUCCAUCUCUUGUACCAAAGAGUCCUGGUCAUUGAACGCUUACACACUGAAAACAAAGAUAGCUACAGGAUGACACAAAAUAGAUAUGAACAAGAAAUUGGAAUGCUUGAAGAAAAGGUGGCAACAUAUGAAGCUGAGCUAAGGAAAAUGAGUCAUACAUUGGAAACAACAAACAAUGCAUUGUGUGGAGCAGAACAGGUCAGGAAGAUUGAGGAGAAUAACAGCAAUGUUGUUAGUCGUAUUACCAACAUGUUGAAUGAGCUUCAGUUUGCAAAGGACUGGGUCACAGUAACAAACAAUGAAAUCAAAAGACUAAAGCAUAAUGAAAGUUGUUUGGCUGCUCAACUUGAGAACAAGGAGGAACAAGAAUUUAUAUUAAGAGAGAGGGUUUGGAAAUUGGAAGCACAGUUGAGCAAGGAAGGAGGGGAAAAGCUAAAUUUGAUGACAGCCAUAAGCCAACUUGAAAAGAAGGUGGGAAAAUUGGAGAAGAACAUUAAAGAGAAAGAUGAGGAGUUGAUUAGUCUUGGGGAGGAGAAGAGGGAGGCCAUUAGGCAGCUAUGUUUGUUAAUUGAUUAUCACCGCAGCCGCUAUGAUGAUCUUAAGGAACUGAUGCAACAAUGA
Messenger RNA from Quercus robur (English oak), 2283 nucleotides. Its product is annotated as COP1-interactive protein 1-like. Bases 1 to 2283 code for a protein of 760 amino acids. The record is from RefSeq and is a predicted model, not a curated record. Lineage: Eukaryota; Viridiplantae; Streptophyta; Magnoliopsida; Fagales; Fagaceae. The transcript has a single exon. Gene Ontology annotation, molecular function: actin binding.